GAAACGUUAAAUUCUUUUGUGAGUGAAAAUUAAACAAAAACAAAAAUCAAAAUCAAAAUAAGACUUAAUUCAAAUCUACAUCAAAUCACUUGGCAGCAACACAGCAUCAAUCAUCUUAACAGCUGUUACAUUCAAAAGUUUGCUACACUCACGAAACGGAUUGACAUGUUUGCUCAGCGCAACGUACGAAACACCUGAGCGUACGAGCGAAUGAUACACGAAAUCUGUGAGUUCGGCGGUAUUUGCCGAGUCGCGUAUUUUACGGCGGAGUUUGAGGAAAGGCUACAGAUCUCUGCGACAGCAUAAACUCUCAGCUGUGUUCGUCGUUUUGCUAUCGCUAAAUUGUCUUCAGCGUUAAUUUGCCGGUGUGCAAGUGCGCUCGUGAGCAACGAUUCGUCAGUAGGCGAGUUGACUUUUCGCCGCAAUUGUUAUAUUUUUAACACGGCGUUGCAGUGCCAAUAAGACACUCGUUAAUUUCUGUCGUAUUUUCGCCGUACGCGAGUCGUGCUCGCGUGUUAUUGCUGUUGUGUCGGUGUUAGUGMCUCGUUGGCACGUUUGAUUAGUCGCUAGUGUGUUUAUUUAAUACAAAUCCUGUCGCUCAGCGAGCUCAGUUCGUGUUUGAAUUUCGUGAUGUGCGGUUAUUAAUUUGCGGCUGCUACGGGUCAGCAACAAAAAAUCGUCUAAACGAAAUAUUCGUCGGAUAUUGGACUUCAAUGAAAGUCAAAAAUACUCGUAUACUUAGAAAUGCGGUGAUGAACGAAAUUAUUGUGUGGUUAAAUAUUUCAGAAUGGAAAUUUUAACUCAAGUCGAGUUAAUUAGUUCAAAACCGAGUUAAAAGCAAAUGAGUAUGCUGGCGUAAUUUUCAACUUGCAACAUUAAACAAAAAAAUUGAAAACGGAGAAAAUAAACAGAAAAGAAAAACAUAAUUAAAGGCAAAGCGUAUAUAUCAUCAUUAUUAAUAAAAAUUUAAAUUAUAUUAAUCAUAACAAAACGCUCAAAUACCAAAUCAUGUGCUCAAAACAAUUAAAUUUUGAUUGAAAAUUUGUAAAAAAAAAAUAUUUUGGAUGAAUUGUAAAAAUCUUCUUCAAUCAAUUUUGUGCAUAAAUUCAAGUGUAAAAAUAGUUUAGUACAAAAAUUUGUUCAGAAGAUUUAAUCAUAGAUCAGUGCGAAUAAAAUUGUGUUACCUUAAGGAAAUAUUUGUUUGUGAAAAAUGUGCUCAAAACACAGCUGGCACAACGGUGCGGCAUGCACGGCCGUGUCGCGUUUGCUCACCUCCAUAAUACUUUUAGCUCUUGUGGAUUACGCCUAUUCGGAUUAUGAAAAUACGUGGAAUUUAUAUUAUGAACAACCUUGUUGUUUGCGUACACCCAACGUGCAUCACAUACGGGAUCGGAUAUUUCGCUUGAAUCUGCAGAAUAUAAGUCAAUCAAUUUGUGAGCGCGAUGUGCUCAUAUUGGAACCAUCCGGUUCAGAUAUACUCAGUUGUGUUUCCAAAGGCAAACGAGAGAAGGUGGAAUGCCGCAACCACAUACGCGUCAUACAACCGAUGGAGUCCGGCUCGCGUCUGUAUGUGUGCGGCACGAAUGCGCACAAYCCGAAGGACUACGUGAUAAAUGCGAACUUAACACAUUUACCCAGAUCGGAGUACGUGCCGGGCAUCGGUUUAGGCAUUGGCAAGUGUCCCUACGAUCCCGCCGAUAACUCCACAGCAGUUUAUGUGGAGAAAGGCAAUGCCUUCGGAUUACCAGCGCUGUAUUCCGGCACAAAUGCUGAAUUUACCAAGGCUGAUUCGGUUAUAUUCCGUUCGGAUUUGUAUAAUUUCACAUCCGGUCGGAAGGAGCACAAUUUCAAACGCACCGUGAAAUAUGAUUCCAAAUGGCUUGAUAAACCAAAUUUCGUUGGAUCCUUUGAUGUGGGCGAAUAUGUGUACUUCUUUUUCCGCGAACACGCUGUCGAGUACAUCAAUUGCGGCAAGGCGAUCUACUCACGCAUCGCACGUGUCUGCAAGAACGAUCGCGGCGGCAAAUAUAUGAUCAGUCAAAAUUGGGCGACCUAUCUGAAGGCGCGUAUCAAUUGCAGCAUCUCUAGCGAAUUUCCAUUUUACUUCAAUGAAAUACAGUCGGUUUAUAAAAUGCCAAACGAUGACACCAAAUUCUAUGCCACCUUCACGACGAACACACACGGCAUUGUCGGCUCGGCGGUGUGCAGCUACGACAUACGCGACAUCAAUGCGGCUUUCGAAGGCAAAUUCAAGGAGCAAGCCACCUCCAACUCUGCCUGGCUGCCAGUGCUGAACUCCAAAGUGCCGGAACCACGACCRGGCACAUGCAUCAACGAUACGGCAGCGCUGCCAGAUUCGGUGUUGAAUUUCAUACGCAAACAUCCGCUAAUGGACAAGGCGGUCGAUCAUGAGUUCGGCAAUCCGGUCUUCUACAAACGGGAUAUCAUACUCACCAAACUGGUGGUGGAUAAAAUUCGUAUCGAUAAACUAAAUCAAGAGUAUCUCGUAUACUUCGUUGGCACCAGCACCGGACUCAUUUACAAAAUCGUUCAAUUCAUACGCUACGGUCAGCGCUUCUCGAACCUGCUCGACGUGCUGCAGGUGGCCGACAAUGAGCCGAUACGCGAAAUGGGUUUGAGUCAGAAGACGGGCUCGCUGUACUUGGCGCUGGAGCACAGUGUAAAGCAAAUCGAUUUGGCGAUGUGCGCCCGCCGCUACGACUCGUGUUUCCGCUGUGUGGCCGAUCCGUACUGUGGCUGGGACAAGGACGCCAGCACCUGUAAGCCAUAUCAGCUGGGAUUGCUGCAGGAUGUUGCCAAUGAGACUUCCGGUAUUUGUGACACAAGCGUUUUGAAAAAACGCAUCACCGCAUCCUACGGCCAGACAUUGCAUCUGUCGUGUUUCGUCAAAAUCCCCGAGGUGCURAGGCAGAAGUCGGUACGCUGGUAUCACCACUCAACGGAACGAGGACGCUACGAAAUAAACUACAGUCCCGCCAAGUACAUUGAAACCUCAGAGGGUGGCUUGGUGAUUAUAUCGGUGAAUGAAGGUGAUGGCGGACGAUAUGACAGUUACCUGGAUGGAUCGCUGCUCUGCAGUUACAGUGUCAAUGUGGAUGCGCACAGCAAUGCAAUAUGAAAGAGAAGGCGAGCGCAAAGCAUACGAAUGAUGUCUAUAGUAAUGAACCUGUGGUCUGACCRCCAGGUAGUGCGACAAACCACUAAAGACUGAACUUUUUAAACUUUUGAAAGACAAUAUUUUCGUAUUUUAACAAUUUUAAUUUGCUAAAAAUUCUUGUAACUAAAAUGUUCUACARUUAAAAAAUAUAUAAAUCAACAUAAAAAUGAAAUAGAAAAACACACGGAAAUUGUACAGCAACAAAAAGAAGAAAAUAGUAUAAAUAAAUGAACGGUUAAAGAAAGUGAAACAUCAAAGGCCUACCGUAAAGAAUUUCACAAGCUUAAAAAAUACAGCAAAUGUAUUACAGUGUGUUACACAUGCAGCAGCAUGUACACACACAGACACACCCACACAUACCGCAACAGACGCGAGACAGUUUGAGUCGAAGGUGGACGACAACAGUAAAGUUACUAACAAAGAGAUCCUGCCAGCAAUAAAUAUACGAAAUAUAAGCAACAAAUAAAUAAGCGAAACAAAAAAGCAACAACAGAAGGUUUUAAAAGAAGCGAAAAUGUAAAAAAAAAUCGWGAAAGAAAUAACAAUAACAACAAUAUAAAUAUAGCGAUAACAAGCACAUAAAUAGAAAGUAAAGAAGUGCGUACGAAACUAGACACAUAUACAACAGCAUUUAUAUACACAAGCAUAUACAUAUGCAUGCAAACAUGCCUGCCUGCCUAAAAGUAUGCUAAGUGACAGUGUGAAUUCAGCUCAACGAAAGCAUCAAACCACCUACAAAAGAAUUAAAAACAAAAGCAACAACAAAAACAUACACGAACAGAACACCAUAAAAUAAGAGACAAAAAAUAAAAACAGCAWCAAGAACAAAAAAGUAUUUAAGAACGAAAAAUUGCAAGAAUUUUUUAAAAUUUAUUAAAUUUAAUUACUAGAAAAUAGAACACUGAAAAAAAAACACACAAUUAAAAUAAAAUGAAAAUCAGGCACAUGUUAACGGCGCUUGCGUAAUUUUAGGCAAAAUCACAUCUAAAUAUAAUAUCUAAGAUUUGUAAAUUACUUAUAGUUGGUUAGCAAUUGCAAUAGUUUCACAAAAGUAAAGUAACUGAAGCGACGCUUAGUAAAUUGCAAGCGCUGCCAACGAAAACGCAAAAAAAUGCAAAGAAAAAUUUGCAAAGAACAUUAGAAAAGAUACGUGGCAGUGCCAACUUGGGGAUAGGCUUAAACAUAAAUUAUUGCACUACUGCUUGAGCUGUUAGCAUCGCUAAGUUAAAAAUAUAAUGAGGUGAAUAGAGCUUGUUUUGCGUUUUUAGCGAGUUUAGCUGGUAAGACACUUUGAUUUUGCAUUUUUUUAUAAAGUGUAAAUAGUUAUAGAGACUCUUUKUUUGAAUUUAUUAUAAUUUUAUCAAAUCGUAUACAUAUGUCAGAAAGCCUGCCUAUACAUACAUACAUACAUAGUUGUAGCAAUUGCAAGAAAUAAUGUGUAUGUGUCCGUUUUUAACGCUUCAAAUAAUACGUUGUGUAUGUAUUUGUAAGUAAACAUAUUAUUAGCGUUGUUUAAUAUUGAAACACUGUAAAUAUUUGUAAAAUAUGAAUAAAGUAUUAAAAAAAUUUAAUAACUAAA
This is a messenger RNA of Bactrocera latifrons, 4757 nucleotides long. Its product is annotated as semaphorin-2A-like. Gene Ontology annotation, molecular function: semaphorin receptor binding; chemorepellent activity. Gene Ontology annotation, biological process: semaphorin-plexin signaling pathway; axon guidance; negative regulation of axon extension involved in axon guidance. Lineage: Eukaryota; Metazoa; Arthropoda; Insecta; Diptera; Tephritidae. The record is from RefSeq and is a predicted model, not a curated record.